Molecule: messenger RNA, 3766 nt
Organism: Xiphophorus maculatus (southern platyfish)
Lineage: Eukaryota; Metazoa; Chordata; Actinopteri; Cyprinodontiformes; Poeciliidae
Gene: tmem74b
Product: transmembrane protein 74B-like
Exons: 3
Coding region: 2645-3394 (249 amino acids)
Source: RefSeq, a predicted model, not a curated record
CGUCAGAUUUUAGUGUUGGAGGAUUUCUCUUUAGUCUUUGGCUAAAGACCAGGAGCCAUUUCUGCUGCUAGUGCUAGGCUAGCACAUUAGCUUUCGGUGUAUUUACCCAGAAUGCCCUGAGCUGUAGUUCGAGUUUGAUUCACACCUCACCAAACAAACUCUAAUUCCAGAUGAAUUAGAGUUUGAUUAAAGUGGACUGAACAUGGACAGUGUGAAUGCACCUUAAACCUCCUCUUCUAAGGUCCUGCAGCGGCUAGCUGUGCUGCGGUGCAGAUACAAACCCGUUCUGUUAUUUCAGUUAUUCUCUUUGCCUCUUCUGCAUCUGGAAACAUUUUUAUUUCCUUUUAACUUCUGUUUGUGAAAAUAAUCGCAAUAGCUUAAAAUCAAACAGUUAUUUCCCUCAGUGACCACCAGGGGGAGCUGCAGCUUCACAGCAUCCUGACGGAAUAGGAAAGUAUUUUUUCUUUUCUUAUUUUUAAAGGAAAAGUGAAACAACUGAAAUAUUCUUCAGUUUAUUUGACAUAAAUAACGUAACAUUUUCGGCCAGCUGCAUCGAUGAUGCCUUUAAAACCUAAAAUCGGACCUUUUAUCGGCUCCCGGGCCGCCAGCAGCGGCUCACAGCGGAUGUUCUGGCGCUGCUGCUGUUCGGAGUGAUGUAGGUCAAAAGGCAGCAGACACCAACUCCACUGACACCAACCCGAAAACCACAGGCUGCUUUUGCGCAUGGUCAGUGUCAGCCACCAUCCUCAUCCUCUCUCUCCGCCUUCCUCACUCGCCGUCCAGCCGCCUCCAUCUCCGGAUGAAGAUGAUGAAGAUGUUCCCGGCGGCCGGAGCCAGGCUCGGCUCCAGCUCCAGCCCGGGACGAGGCGCCUGCUGCGGGGAGGAGCAGCGCGUCGGUCGGUGUGUCCAUCAGCUGCAGGUUUCACACACACACGCACAGCAGGAGUGUUUUGGUCCAGAUUUCUGGCAGCUUGCAUCACAAGGUCACUUUGCUCGACGGUGCCUUGCUCGUGGGCUCGCAGGCUGCCGCUGCUGAAUGUGUGUCAGUGGGCCACCGGAAAAACAGACUCCACAUUAAAGGUUCGUUUUAUCCGUGAAAUCCCGCAUCAGCCGCAGUUAAAGGGGAGGUAGUCUCAGGGGACAGAUUACCGCUCACCUCUCCUUUAAUGAUCACACUGCUUCUGACAGAGAUCCGAACCGAACCCCGGCCGUUACAGGCGCAGAAAACCCAGCAAACAGCGAGAGGAACAUUUCCUGCUGCUGGCCCUUUAAGGGACCUGAAGUUGAACCACCUUCAACUCUCGCGGCUUCCGGGUGUGAUUUCCAACAUGUCUGCUUUGGAUGAAGACAAUCUAUGAACCAGCAACUAAGUUGCCACAGAUUCUGAAAUGGGUUUUAUGUCUGGACUUUGACUAGGCCAAUCUAACAUUGCUGUGCUGUUGAUGUGUUUCGUUUGUAGACCGAAAUGGGAAAUUCUGACUUUCCAGUUGGAAAAAUCAACUGGAACCAAUCAGAGGUCAGAUUUCCCCAGACUUGGCGAUUCAACAUGGCCGCCUCACAUCACCAGUGGUAGACUGGUGGAGGAAACAUGUUUUACAGUGCGUGGAAAACACUGCAAACUUUUGCUCACUUGGGUCAGACUUGACAACUCCAAAGGACUGGUGGGCCAAAACAUGUCAAUUUAAAAGUUAAAAUGAUUGAAAAUAUGAUUUUUCUUUCAACCUUCUCAAUAAUAAACUAAAUGUGAACUAUUUAAUUAAAUUAACUCUAUUUUUUAGUAGAAAUGGAAUCAUAGAUUUAAAACUUCAGAUAUUUUUUUUGCAUGUUUUCCUUGAAAAGCAUCCAGUUUGAUUAAGAUGAUAAAACUGUAAAAAUAUUUCAUAAGUUCACUUCCUGUGUUCAGCCCGGUUUUACUCCCGCAGCUGAAAGCAGGUCUGGCUGCGCCGCCGAGGAUUUUACAGUGUAAACCAGUGAGUAGAUGUGGCCCUGGUUACCAUGGCAACAGGAAAGCAGAAAGCUUGGAGAAGAUGAUCACUUUGUGUUGCAUCAGUCAUUUUUGCUUGUAGAUUUUGAUUUAAAAGUUGUAGUUUUGUCAUGAUUUAUUUUUGAAUUGUGAUGAGGGGCCACAAAAAAUUAUUCCAGGGGCCACGGAUGGCCCCCGAGACUCACUUUGAACACCGCUGAUCUAAAAUCAGUUACAAGCAGCGUCUGCAACUCCAAACUGAACGACCUCUGGACCUUAAAUCACUCCAGGAUUUUACAUCUUGACAUUUUGCGUCUCUUAAAUCUUUCUAAAUGUCAAAUUUAAUUGCAUUUGAUUAAAUUAAUCAGCGUUAACUGCAAACAUAAAUGAAUCAAACUGAUUAUGGUCAGAUGCAUAAAAAUGUGAAUGCUAUUGAAAAGUUGAUGUAUUUCAGUAAUUUAAAGCACAUUUGUUUGACGUUUUAAAGCUUUUAUUUCAGUUAAUUGAUGAUUUUUUGCUUACAGUUGAUGUAAACAUGGCAUUUAAGAUUAAAAUCAGAAAAGUAAAAACAGUUUUAAAGCAUCAAUAUGAAGGUGAGUGGGAGGCUGUGAUUCUUAAACGGUAUUUUAAUGUUUGUGUCCCGCAGUGAGGACGGGUUGGUGAAGACAUGAGCCAGAACUGAUGGAGUCUCUGAACGCCGUGGAGCUCCGGGAGCUGCAGCGCCGCGGCGGCUCGGCCAGCGGGGGGCGCUGCGCCGCCGGAGGCUUCGAGAACGUCUCCUACCAGCAGGACGAGGAGUCGGACGAGCCGGGACCGGCUGCGACCCGCGUCUGUCCACCCAGAACCAGCACGCUGCAGGUUUCUCCAGAGUCGUGUGACGAUGAGGACGGCGGCGCCGCCGGAGGAGGAGGAGGUGAUGAAGGUGUGGGCCUGGCGGCGCCGGGCCCGGCUGACGGCCGCUCUGCAGACCUGGGCUUUGUGGUGGCGCUGGUUCUGCUGGUGAGCGGCAUCGUGCUGGUGGCGGUGGCCUACACCGUCCCCCGGGAUGCCGGCGUGGAUCCGGACUCGGUGUCGGCCCGGCAGAUGGAGAAGCUGGAACUGCACUACGCCCGGCUGGGCUCGCACCUGGACAGGUGCAUCAUCGCCGGGCUGGGCCUGCUGACGCUGGGCGGGAUGUUCCUGUCCGUCCUGCUCAUGGUCUCCAUCUGCCGGGGCGAGAUGUACCGCCGCCGCGCCGCCUUUGUCCGGCCCAAAAGGACCUACGGCUCCAUCAACCUGAGGAUGAAGCAGCUGGCGACCGGAGAGGCGGACGGAGAUGGGGUGGAGCGGGUUCUGGUGGAAAACACACAACCAGGGUCCAGCCAGGACCAGAACUCAGAACCAGAACCGAGCAGAAUGCCAGCUGCUGCUUCAGCUGCAUGUGGAGUUUAGUCAGAAUUGAUCCGGUUGGAUUCGGUUUGGUCCAGUUGGAUCCCAGCCGACAGAAGCCAAGCAAUCAGACAGCUUUGUGACGUUGGCAGACAGGAAGUGGAGCGGUAAGGCCCGGUGGACAGAACUCAUCUGGAGGUUAUUAAAGAUCAGAAUCACUGAAACAAUUCACUGCAAACUAAAAUACUCAACCAGUCUUUUAGUUUUUAGUGCAAAUACUCCAAUUUACUUGCAAUAAGACAAAACUAUCAUACUUUUUAGCUCCAUGUAGCAGUUUGUUUUCAGGAAUUAAUCUUGGAACAUUAAUUUUAAAUACAUUUUUUCUCCUCCAGCUAAUUUCUUUACUUAUGUAACUUUUUAAUCAAUAUUAAGGAA